AUGGCUAAGUUUUUCUUCUGGACGAAGGCAAAAGUUGAGAAAUUUUUCGUUGCUCCGAAAGUAAAGCAGAAAAGUGUACUUCCCUCACUUCGUAUGAUUUUCUUCAUUUUUGGGAUCUUUUAUGCUUGGCCAGAGGAAAAUAUGGAUAAAGCUAAUCUCAGGUGGUAUCGUUUCAAAGGGGUUCUGUUUCGAAUGUUCUUCAUCUAUCUUAGCACUGCAACGCAGGUCGCUUACAUUUUUACCGUGACCACUCGUGAGGAAUUGUUUGAAGGUUUGUUUAUACUCUUGACGCAGUUGGUUCUGAUACUGAAGAUGGAAUUCUUCUACAAGAAUGUGUUCUAUAUUCAGAAGCUUGUUCGUAGGCUUGACGGAGAGCUUUAUCAACCCCGAAGCGCUGAAGAAGAUUUUCCUUUAGAAUGGGCACGGAAAAAGACAACCAUAUUCUGGAUACUGUACCUUAUCUUCUCCGAUGGGUUAGUUACAAAAUGGUUAAUAAUAUCGUGCAUCUACACCACCGUGCUAGUACCAGCAUGGCCUGUUGUAGAUCAUACCACACCGUACGCGGUGUUUUUAUUGGUGCUCGUCUACCAAUAUGUUGGCAUUUUUUUAAAUGCUUCUUUUAACAUAUCGUGGGAUUCGCUGGUUGCUGCACUGCUGGCCCUAACGACCGCACAUCUCAAUCGUUUGCAGAUACAAUUGAUGAAGGUAGGACAUAAAGAUGUUAAGGACCAAAAAGAGGAUCAAAGAAUUACAAUGGUUGCAACAAUUUAUGAUAAUAAUGAUUCAAGGAAUGAAGUUUACAAAGAACUUCUGCGUUGUAUUGUCUUUCAUCAGGAAGUUACUGGGUUUCUUCGAGACGUACUGAAGCUAUUCAGUGGACCUAUGUUAGCUCAACUUUACUGCUCCGUAUUCAUUCUAUGCAUUACCGAGUUCCGUUUGAUUACGGAUGUGAACACAACAACAGAAACGAUUAGAGCGCUCACGUACUUGAUAUGCUUGAUCAUACAGGUUGUUCAAUACUGUUACUUUGGAAAUGAGAUCAACUACAUGUCUCAAACGAUACAUCAAGCAACCGCGUUUAUGAAUUACCCAGCCAUGAACAUUAAGACCAGGAAGCUUCUGAUAGCUUUUCAACAGCUAACCGCAAAAGGAAUACAUUGCUGUGCUAAGAAGAUUUUCACGAUUGAACUCAGCAUGGCGACCUUCGUAACGAUUAUCAAAACAUCGUACUCAUACUUGGCCGUUUUGCGAUCGAUGACGGAUUAG
Molecule: messenger RNA, 1266 nt
Organism: Anopheles maculipalpis
Lineage: Eukaryota; Metazoa; Arthropoda; Insecta; Diptera; Culicidae
Product: odorant receptor Or1-like
Exons: 9
Coding region: 1-1266 (421 amino acids)
Biological process (GO): sensory perception of smell; detection of chemical stimulus involved in sensory perception of smell
Cellular component (GO): plasma membrane
Molecular function (GO): olfactory receptor activity; odorant binding
Source: RefSeq, a predicted model, not a curated record